AUGGCACCCAAGGCCGAGAAGAAGCCAGCAGAGAAGAAACCAGUGGAGGACAAGAAGGCCGAGAAGGCUCCGGCAGAGAAGAAGCCACGGGCCGAGAAGAAAUUGCCCAAGGACGCUUCUGGAACUGACAAGAAGAAAAAGAGAACGAAGAAGAGUGUGGAGACUUACAAGAUCUACAUCUUCAAGGUUCUCAAACAAGUUCAUCCAGAUAUUGGAAUCUCCAGCAAAGCUAUGGGAAUCAUGAACAGUUUCAUCAACGAUAUCUUUGAGAAACUCGCUCAAGAAGCCUCUAAGCUCGCUCGCUACAACAAGAAGCCAACCAUCACUUCUCGGGAGAUUCAGACCGCCGUUCGGCUUGUUCUUCCCGGUGAGCUUGCUAAGCACGCCGUCUCUGAGGGUACCAAGGCUGUUACUAAGUUUACCAGCUCUUAGAUCUGGUUGAAAUCUUUAUUUCGAUUUAGGGUUUACGUUAUGUAAAGUUUUUAUUUUUAUUUUUUUUGUUCUUAUUAGGUAGUAUGGUUAGUGGUUUAUGUAGUUUUUGCUUUUUUAUAAUUAUCCCUUUUUUGUAAUUUGUGGAUUUGGUUCCAUUUGCAAUGAAAAAAAUUGUUCUUUGUUUGAAA
Messenger RNA from Cannabis sativa, 620 nucleotides. RefSeq names its product histone H2B.1. The record is from RefSeq and is a predicted model, not a curated record. Gene Ontology annotation, molecular function: structural constituent of chromatin; protein heterodimerization activity; DNA binding. Bases 1 to 432 code for a protein of 143 amino acids. Lineage: Eukaryota; Viridiplantae; Streptophyta; Magnoliopsida; Rosales; Cannabaceae. The transcript has a single exon. Gene Ontology annotation, cellular component: nucleosome. Gene Ontology annotation, biological process: nucleosome assembly.